Messenger RNA from Fundulus heteroclitus (mummichog), 3028 nucleotides. RefSeq names its product solute carrier family 37 member 1 (gene slc37a1). NCBI's taxonomy places the organism in Eukaryota, Metazoa, Chordata, Actinopteri, Cyprinodontiformes, Fundulidae. Gene Ontology annotation, cellular component: endoplasmic reticulum membrane. The transcript is spliced from 19 exons. Gene Ontology annotation, biological process: glucose-6-phosphate transport; phosphate ion transmembrane transport. The coding region runs from base 16 to 1704 and encodes 562 amino acids. The record is from RefSeq and is a predicted model, not a curated record. Gene Ontology annotation, molecular function: glucose 6-phosphate:phosphate antiporter activity.
AGUAUUGCAUGCUAAAUGGUUGUGCCAUACCCCGCUUUGUCGUGUCGCAAAGUGCGUCUGUGUCAGAGUGGUUGGAUGGUGACAGCUGCUAGCUUUCACUCAACAAGGAAGUGGAGGCUCUUGUGUUCCAUUGAGAGAACAACCGGUCGCAGUUUCUGUUGUAAAUGGUACCGAGCUUUUACAUUUAUGCUCACCUUCUUGCUCUACACUAGUUUCCACCUCUCCAGGAAACCCAUCAGCAUAGUAAAGAGUGAGCUGCAUAAGAACUGCUCAUCUGCCAGUGAACUGGCCACUGUUGCUCUGGGCAGCAGUGGCCAAGAGCCCUCUGCCUCUUCAAUCCACGCCGAUACUGAUUGCAGCUGGAAGCCUUUUGAUAAAAGCAACUACAAACAGCUGUUGGGAGCCAUGGACUACUCCUUUCUCUGUGCCUAUGCGAUUGGGAUGUACCUCAGCGGCAUCAUUGGGGAGCGUCUGCCUAUCCGGCUCUAUCUCACAGUGGGAAUGCUGACCAGUGGGCUUUUCACCUGCCUGUUUGGGCUGGGUUACGUUUACAACAUUCACAGCCUCUGGUUCUACAUAUUUGUUCAGGUGGCCAAUGGUUUGGUUCAAACUACUGGCUGGCCCAGUGUAGUGACCUGUAUUGGCAACUGGUUUGGAAAAGGAAGGCGUGGGCUCAUUAUGGGGCUUUGGAACUCGCACACUUCAGUGGGGAACAUCCUGGGCUCUUUGAUUGCUGGUUACUGGGUCUCCUCUAACUGGGGCCUCUCCUUCAUUGUACCAGGCCUCAUCAUCGGAGCCAUGGGAAUAAUUUGUUUCCUCUUCCUUAUUGAACAUCCGAAUGACUUAAAAGGUAUAUAUGCUCAGAAGCUGUCUCCUGGCAACAGAGUUUCAGCCAAAAGCUGGAAUGGAGCAAAUGGACAUUCAAAGGUUUAUCUGCAAUUCAAGGACAACAAAAACCAGAGCUACGACACGGAGCUGCUGCUGCCCCGGAAUGCUGUUUGUGUGCCUCUGCAGCCUGUUGAGGUGGUGAAGAGUGAGUCUGAGCUGUCUGCCAUCAGCUUCAUGGGAGCCCUCCGAAUCCCCGGAGUGGUGGAGUUUUCUCUGUGCCUGCUCUUUGCAAAGCUCGUCAGUUAUACCUUUCUUUUCUGGCUGCCCCUCUACAUCACCAAAGCAGCUCACUUGAAUGCAAAAAAAGCUGGAGAUCUCUCCACAUUGUUUGAUGUUGGAGGAAUUGUGGGGGGGAUCUUAGCAGGAGUCAUCUCUGAUAAAAUGGGGAAGAGGGCCACCACAUGUGCAGUCAUGUUACUACUGGCUGCUCCAACACUCUACGGCUUCUCCAUGAUCAGCCAGUUUGGUCUGGGACCAACCAUUGGAAUGCUGUUGGUAUGUGGAGGCCUGGUAAAUGGACCGUAUGCCCUUAUAACAACUGCAGUGUCAGCAGAUCUGGGAACACACAAAAGCCUGAAAGGCAAUGCCAGAGCACUGUCCACAGUUACUGCCAUCAUUGAUGGGACAGGAUCUGUAGGUGCAGCUGUGGGACCCCUGCUGGCCGGCCUGUUAUCUGCAGGUGGCUGGGAUCAGGUCUUUUACAUGCUAAUGACUGCAGACUUCCUUGCUUUGUUGCUUCUGCUACGGCUGGUGACAAAGGAGCUGUCCUCAUCUAAAUCCCACCCUGCCUCUGCUAUUGAGCUGAAGGAGCACUGAGCACCCUGGUUGCACUGCUACCACACACACAAACACCUCUGAAACAGAAGUUUCUGGCAGCAUAUGACUAUAGGUGAGACUUGAACUCUUUCAAUGCCCAGGCAACAAAUUGAUCAUUCAGAUGAAAGGGUUUUAAUGUGGGGUUUUUUUUCUUGUUACUAAAAGAGACAGUAAACCGCCCUAUUAAUAUGAAAUACUUGUUACAAACAUGACGUUUGUAUUUAUGCUUUGUAUCACCAUUGUGUCUGAAAAUAUUUGAAUAAGCCAUUUUUGCAAUGUCCUGCCAGCAGGACCAGAUAUAGCCAGACCACUCAACGCUUUCACCUCUACUGCCAUUUUGUUUUGUUUUUUGUUUAUUUUUUUAUCCGUGUUGGCUCUUAUGUUUGUUCUAGAGUGCCAUGUUAAAUUGAUAAAGUGAUGCAUCUAUCAAAGUCAACGCUCAGAUCAGAAAAGCACAGACAACAUCUCUGUAUGUAUAUGAGAAUUGUUCUAGUUUGAUGAAGACCUACUCUUCCACCUGUCUCCACUCAUGGAUAGAUUGUAAAUUAUGGGCCAAACACUCGGUUUGGAAAGGUUAAAGUGAGUUUGUAGCUCUAGCAGUUUGCUGUCUACAUGCCUCCCAAAAGACCCAUUGUUUUUCAGCAGCUAACCACUGAAAUCAAGCUGCUGCUGUAAUGCCAUGUUUGCCUUACUAAACCAAAGAGACUAGGAUCACUUUAUUAGUUGAGAUGAAGGGACCUUAAUCUGUGUAUUUCAUUUUGAUUAAUAUUAGAUUUUGUCAUUAUUCUUGUAAUGGGGGCACAAAAGCUAUAUUUUUCUCAGAUGCUAAGAGGAACAGGGUUUGUUUGUGGUGGGGAGAGGGUGUAAUAUAUUGUGAAUGUACUUUUCAGAUUAGAAGGCUGGCUUUACAGAUUUCAUGGGUUUAUUUUGUAGUGCAAUUUUUGUAAGGUUUUUAUUUAAUGCAUGCACAUAAUGAUUAAGUUGCAACAUUAAAUCUAUUAUCUAAUUUAUCAUUUUGGAAGAUGAUCAGUCCUUUCAUGAAAAAAUGGGAAUCUCUCAGGGUAUUUUUCUAUUUUAUUUAAUUAUUUAUGGUCUGUUAAUUUAUUAACCACUUAGAAAAUUAUCAUUUUAUUUUUCUUACAAGAGCACAUGUGUAUAUUUGUUGUGUAUGUAAUGGUGUUAGGGCUUGAGUACUUGAAAUUUUGUGUGCCUUGUUUGAUGUAACUGCACUUGAGUUCAGAAAGAAAAUCACAGAUGUAUGAUUUCUGGAGUUGAUUGUUCAUGGAGCAUACUGGGAAAAUGAAUAAACAUUUGUUAUGGGGGA